Messenger RNA from Pyricularia oryzae 70-15, 4600 nucleotides. RefSeq lists its product as uncharacterized. NCBI's taxonomy places the organism in Eukaryota, Fungi, Ascomycota, Sordariomycetes, Magnaporthales, Pyriculariaceae. Gene Ontology annotation, molecular function: DNA-binding transcription factor activity, RNA polymerase II-specific; RNA polymerase II transcription regulatory region sequence-specific DNA binding. Gene Ontology annotation, biological process: regulation of transcription by RNA polymerase II. The transcript is spliced from 3 exons. Gene Ontology annotation, cellular component: nucleus. The coding region runs from base 1966 to 3921 and encodes 651 amino acids. The record is from RefSeq and is a predicted model, not a curated record.
UGCUAAUAGGCGAAAGCACCGAGUCGGGUCAGGGAGAGGAGCCCUUGUCAUAUCAUGUCUAUAUUGCAGCGGCCGCGGUCAGGUACCUGAGCACCCCCGAUUCGUCCGCUCGUUGUGUAGCUCCUAUAUACCACAAGUACACUUCCUCUCUUUUCCCACAUACUACCUGUUGACCCCGGACUUGCUUUGCUGUCGUCUGGUUUUUGCUCUUUCGAUUCUCUCUGGUUUCUUCUUUCCGCUGCCCUUCACACCCACCUGGGGGUACUUAGCUACAGUACCUACCUAUUUACCUACCUUACCCACCCUGCUUGUCAAACCCUAAACUUCGUCUUCCUACCUCCUAACAAGACUAGUUUGGGGGAUUUGUGUCAUUCUACCCCCCAGGCCAAGGUGACGACACAAAUCUAGGGCCAUCUUUCGAGACACCAAGCGGCAAGUUGGGAACCCCGAGACGGCACAGCAAAGACAAAAGGGCAAAUUAGCACCAGACAACAGGUUAUUUGUCUGGCGUAAUCACCACACCAGCAACAUCACCACAGCACCACCAGCACCUGGCCCAGUAGGGCUGAAAAAAACAACGACGAAAGAAAAGGAAGGGAGAAAAACAAAACAAGACCAAGCCACCAACAACCAGCAACACGCCCAUCCGAACACACGUGACACGGUAUACUUUGAAGACUGCAGGGACUCGUCGACUGGAUUUAAUCUUCUGAAAGUGCACCUUGUCGGAACAAAACAAGAGACUGCCCCCCUUCAUCCUUCCCUCCCUCAUUUGUCUCGAACAUUGUUGACUUGCUGCCUUAUAUUUGCAUUUGCAUCUGAAGCAUUCAUUCCCUUGCAUUUCUUCUCACUGUCGACUCUACCUUGCAUUCAACGGUCUUGCAUUGGGAUACACUGAUUUCACACCUCUCGCUUUCUCCUUUUUUUUCCCACCUCUCUUCCAACGCCAUCUUACAAGGCAUUACCCACGCAUAAACGAGUAGUAGUCUAGACCGGCUUGUCUUCAUUGGUUCUUGUUGCCUUGAGGUCUAGGUCUACCUUGACGGAUCGCUGCCUUGUUCAUCCUCUUAUUGGUCGCACUACCUUCUCUUCCCAAGGCAACCAGUUCACCAUCCAAGAGCUUGUAACCUCAUGCAACGGAGAGCGGCCUUGUCUCCGACAGAUUGAUUGAUCACUCCAGGCUGUCGCCAAGCUGUCAACGCAACUCGACUUUACCUGAGGCGAGGUGGAUUUGCCAAUUUCUUACAAUCGUCACUGCCUUCCGUCCCGUGACAGACAGGGCUGGGCCGCUGUUUGCCGCCAGUGGAACCGCGCGCUCCCUUCACCUUCUGCUGCUUACCUUAGCUAAGGAAGGUACCUAACCUACCCUACCGGGGCUACGUCCGUCCCACAACGACAACCUUCCAUCAUCUGGGAUUCAGUGUCAGAUUCGAUUCGGUUCCGAAAGUCUCGAUUGGACUUUUAACAACCAAGAUCCGUCCGGCGGGUCGCCAUUGUCGAAUUCAAAAGCUUAAUUCUAUCUGGGUGCUAAGCCAGAGACAUAAUUGGGGGCGUGGGAACGAAUUCAAUGACGACAAGCUCGAAUCAACCCGAGGGCCCGCAACAAUACAUUUCAAACAAUAGCCGCCAUCUAUCUUGUCUGCACUGCUACCACAAACUCCCAGCCGUGAAUCCAGCCGCUGUGAGCCAAGCCUGGUAGCGCCGUGGUGGCGAGUCGACCCAUCGGGCGACUUUUUUUUUUUUCUCUCUCUUUCAGCUUUGCACAGCCCAGCCUGGUGUCCGCGACAAAUAUUGCGAUCUCCGAUUUUUUGAACCACCGACGCAGCACAGACACUUGAAACCGGCCGUGGCGGCCCCUACUCCCCUAUUCCCGCCCCUCACUACACGACCCGGCCGGCCGCUAUCCGCCCUAGGCUCUUGUCUCCUCCCACCUCGAAACCACAAAAACCACACGACAUACACACCAUGGAGAUUCCAUCAAGACAUCGCAAUGCCGCCCCUGGUGGCCUGCCCUCGAUGCCUUCCAUAUUCAUUGGCGUCAGCCCUCCGUCAAGGCCAAUCGCUUUCGGGAGCACCUCAGGGAACAGCAAUCGACAACCCGGCUUCUCGUUACCUUCGCCGCCACUCUCGACCUCGAAUCCCAUGGUAAUACCAAACUCUCGUGGCGGAGGUGCCUACGACGACCCUCCACCGCCGCUGCCACCUCCGAGAUUUGUGCCCAUCGAUGGCCCUACCGGCGACCACCCCCAAUAUCUCGAGCAUCGCUCUCAUCACGAGCCCGCAGGAUCUGCAGGUUCGGGCUAUUUUGGAAGUUUGAACGAAAACCUGAAACGGGAUGCUCGAUGGCCUUCCAAGCCGGAUAGGGACGAGGGCUAUGGCAGUUUGUCGUCAAUGGCUUCCUCAAGGUCCCAGGGUUCUCUCCCCACGCGCUUCGGCGUUCACCACGAAAAGUACCAGUUCAGGCCAUCAGUCGAUGCCUACGAUAACGCAUUAUUAAAUAAGCUCAGCUCAAACCGCACCCUUAAUAACCGUUCGCCAACACAAUCCUCCUCUCUAAACUCCCCAACGGGUGACGAACCGAUGCGACACCCCACCGCACCUCCCGCGAACGACCGACUACAUCUUCUCAAGCCUUUGUCUCUCCCAACACGAUCAAAACAGCCUCUUAUGCUGGAAUCACCGAAUCGUUUUACAGACACCCCCAUAUACUCCGCCGUUUCCCCGCGCAGCAACCCCUUCCCGGCGAUCCAGGGCAAUAAAUCACCAAACUACGAGAGCGGUGGCGGAUCUGAUUUUGAAAGAUCGCCAAUACCCAGGCCGCGCAGGACUGAUAGCUGCAUCUCAGUAUCUGACGAUGCAGGCACUGCUUCCACUCAGGGCAGCAGCUACGAGAUGACAGUGGACGAUGUGGACUAUGCCAUGGAGGACUCGCAGCAUGCCACAAAGAAGCGGAGGGCAUCGUCGCCGCCUGGCGACGAACCAGCAUACGGUACCGGCUUUGCGCUGCACUCUUCCAACGACCUGUUGAGGAGAAGGGAGGCCGGUGCAUCACGAGGGAGUCCCACUCCCCGUCUCAGUGUUAUACCUCAGGGAUCGUCUACGUCGUCUAAUGGGAGUCGUAGUGGGUCUUUUCUCAGUUUAUCGAUUGGUCCCUCGGGCAUCGACAGGUUAUCGCCUGGAGGAAUUAGCCCUGGGGGUAUGUCACCGACCGACCCAUCCAGUUGCGGCUCGCCGUUCUCGAUUGCAGCGUCUCCGAGAUCAUCGAUAUCGAGGAGCAACAAUGGCUCAUCUUCUGCGCCGCAGCCCCACCAUCGAACAUUGAGUGUGGAGAAUAGGCUGUCACCCAGAGGCAAGCAGCUUGUGGGUGAAGGAAUCAUGCCAAAGGCUGCUGGCGGUGUGGCUACCAAGAUGCAGGGCUUCUUGAUGUGUCAAUGCUGUCCGAAGAAGCCCAAAAAGUUUGACACCGAGAAGGACCUAAGGGACCACGAAGCAGAAAAGCAAUACACGUGUUUAUAUUGCGGCAACCGUUUUAAAAACAAGAACGAGAUGGAAAGACAUCAAAACAGCCUGCAUCUUAGGAAACACAGUUGGUCGUGUAGCGCCUUGUCUGGAUGGGACCGGGCAUUCCACGAGUCGACAGCGUCGCCUGGCCAAGCGGACGUUUGCGGCUACUGCGGGAAAGAGUUCUCGCGGAGCUCAGCUGACGGCGCAACGGAGGCGGACUGGGAGGAACGCAUGAAGCAUCUGACGGACGCACACAAGUUCAGGGAGUGCAACAGCAGUAAGAAGUUUUACCGGGCUGACCACUUCAGGCAGCAUCUAAAGCACAGCCACUCUGGGACAAGCGGGAAAUGGACCAACAUGUUGGAGAACGCCUGUAUGCUAGACGAGGAGCCGGAUGUGCCUAUGGAUCGGCGCUGAGUGAUGGCCGUCUGGAAUGGAGGACGAGACGAGGAUAAUGGGACAAACACUCCACACAUUACGCCCUCGCGGCAUGUGGGAUGUUGUAAUAUUGGCUGUGGGUCAACCCAAGCCUACUGAGUCAAAGACGUGGUACCCGCACGGAAAACGCCGUAAUAUACCAUGGAUUUUUGGGCUCCCAUCACAUACGGAGGGAAGCCAUCAUGCGACAACAACUUUGAUGUCCACAGUCGAUGGUUAUCAUGAAUUUUACGAACGAUUUGACGAAUAGAAAUGUCAAGCCAAAGUUGAAUACCAGGCGGCGGUGUAAUGACGACCGACGCUCAACCAUGACCUAGAGAGGAACAGGCUCGUACAUAAUUUUUUUUUCCCUUUUUUCGUUGCCAACACCCACGUUUUUAUUAUCUACACAGGAGUAUGGGGCCCGUCCGUACGUACCAAGAUUCUCUUUGUGAUUUGCGGCGCACUGGCUCAUCGAAUUGAGACGAAUCAAAAUAACGCCUUUCAUCUGACGCUAUUAUGCAGUGAACUUGUGUAGGCACCUAUGCGUUGUGGGUUAUGUUGUUAAUUGUUUUUGUUGUUGCUUUCUAACUAACCUUUCAUCAUGGACCCUCUCUUUCCACCCCCCCUCAUACGGUGUACAAUCAAUCUUUGGUCCAGAUAAUCAAAGCAAUUGCCC